This is a messenger RNA of Rhododendron vialii, 2028 nucleotides long. RefSeq names its product probable mediator of RNA polymerase II transcription subunit 26c. Gene Ontology annotation, cellular component: nucleus. NCBI's taxonomy places the organism in Eukaryota, Viridiplantae, Streptophyta, Magnoliopsida, Ericales, Ericaceae. Bases 721 to 1815 code for a protein of 364 amino acids. The record is from RefSeq and is a predicted model, not a curated record. The transcript is spliced from 10 exons.
AAACGUUUGCCACUUCAAAAGUCAUAUUCACAGAAAACCCCACGAAAACUUAUUAAAAUUCCAAAUCCAGACCGAAAACGGAAAAGAAAGAAAAAAGCUCCGAAAUUUCGUUCUCGGACGUUCAUACCCUCGGAUGUUCCUCGAAAUUUCUGGACACUUCCUCGAGGUAUAUCCGCAAAUAAGCCAACAACUCCGACCCUUUCAGGAAAAAAGGUUCCCUAGCUCUCUCUGUUUCCCUCUCUCUCUCUCUCUUGCGGCUGUGCGUUUCUGACUCAGAUCUAUGGGCUUCUGAGCCUACUUUCGGUAAUUGGUCGACGACGUUGGGUUUCUUGAAUCUGAAUCUGUUUUUCUCAGAAAUCAUGUCUUACUGAUUUCCCGAUCCGGUGACGUAAUUGCUGAUAUCUUUCUCAUUGAAUUUGCAAUUACUUGAGAGAGAGAGAAAGCUUUAUACAUAUGUUUACCGAUACUUCUGUAUUUUUUGGCUGAAAAUACAGCUCUACUUAUCGGCGCAUGAUAUUUUGAAAGAGAGAGAGAGAGAGUAUAUGCACAUGUGUUGAUGUGUAUUUUUAUAUCUACCGAGUUUUGAGCAGAGCUACAAUCGUCGGCGGAUUUGACAGAAGUCAUCGACGGAUUAGACAGAGUUUUAGAGAGAGAAUUGGUCUUAAUACUAUAGAAAGCUAGAGAGAGAGAGAGAGAGAGAGAGAGAGAGAGAGACCUGGGAUGGAUUUGGAUGAGUUUCGGACGAUUCUGUCGAAUUCAGGAGUAAACGUGUGGGAGAUAAUCGACGCGGCGAUCAGCGUAGCUUCGUCGGACUACGGGAAGGAGUUGAAGGACCGGAGAGACCUAAUCGUGGAGCGCCUCUACGCCGCCACGUCGCGCUGCGAGAACUGCGACGUGGACGGUCGUCGGAGGCUGCAAGUCGAGGAGAAACACAAGGUCUCGAUCGAGAUGGGCGAAAAUCAAAAGCAAGGUUCGCCCUUUUCGACCCCGGGGACCGUUCACGGGAACGACGACGUUGAGGACGGAGAAGAAGAAGGAGGAGGAGAAGAUGAACGGGUCCGAGAUCUGUUUGGGGAUUUGUUCGAUGAUGAUGAAGAAACCAAAAUUCUGAGAAUCAAAGAACAGAUUGAAGAUCCAGACCAGUCUGAAGAUUCUCUGGUUGAAUUGCUUCAAGGCCUAGCAGAUAUGGAUAUAACAUUCAAAGCUCUCAAGGAAACCGAUAUUGGGAGGCAUGUGAAUCACUUGAGGAAGCACCCUUCGAAUGAAGUGCGGAGACUGGUUAAACAACUCGUCAGAAAAUGGAAAGACUUGGUUGAUGAAUGGGUCAAAUUGAAGGAAACAGAUGAGCACGCUUCUUCUACUCUCCUUGGAGGUUUACUAAUGGCGGCAGCUGAUGGAGACUCCCCGCUGCAGAGCGUACCGCCGAGGAAUGCCCAAAACGGUUAUCACCAGGUUCCUGAUUUCGCGUACUCUCCAAAUCCACACAAUGGGAGUUCCGGUUCAGACAAGAACUAUUCAGAACCAGAACCAAAACCAAAACCAAAACCAAUUCCUAGAAGAGAUGCUCCUGCCAAACAGUCACAUUCCCUUCCCAUAUCUGCUUCUGCCCCUCCUAUUGUUAAGAGAGAACAAAAGGAAUCAAACAUAGAUGAAAGGCUGGCUUCAGCUAGGAAACGUCUUCACGAGAACUACCAAGAAGCUCAGAAUGCCAAAAAGCAAAGAACGAUUCAGGUGAUGGAUAUUCACGAGAUUCCAAAGCCAAAGAAUACUUUCUUUGCCAAGAAUAAAGGCGGCUCUCAAGGAAGGCACCGGUGAUUGGGCCCAAUUCUCCCCUCCCCACUACGGUACUACCACUACAGAACAAAAGGACACCAAAAACGGGGUUAAUUAAUUACCGAAAUGCGGCAUAAAGUUAUCCCUGUUUUUGAAAUUUUCCCCUCACGGUUUUUAAUCUCCAAUUUGAUUUGCUCUUGAAUUGUCUGUAAAAUUGAACCAGCUUAUUUAAAUGAAGAACUUGAGGUUCUCGUU